This is a messenger RNA of Bradysia coprophila, 2993 nucleotides long. RefSeq lists its product as uncharacterized. The record is from RefSeq and is a predicted model, not a curated record. NCBI's taxonomy places the organism in Eukaryota, Metazoa, Arthropoda, Insecta, Diptera, Sciaridae.
AAUUUAUUGAUAGCCCAUGAAGAUGACUCAGGCGAGUCGAAUGCAAGGCAAACAAUAAACACAGCAAACACGAAAAGUUGUUUUGAUUCAUUUUGGUCGAGGAAAGUGAGCAACACAAGGACUUGAGACCACAACAUCUGUCUCAAGUGUCCAAUUCCAACCAUCCGACCAGCAACACAACACCGAAGAAAAUUCCAACCAUUCUUCGUACCAAAUUUCACUGGUGCAUUCACACAAUGAGCACCGCCGGAGUUGACACCACAAACUCCAGCAAUGAAACCUUUUACUCCUUUGGGAACAACACCAUCCAAAGGCAGCAUCGCAAAACAAGCGAGAAACUAGCAAAACAGAAAGCACGACUAGUUUUCCUACUGAAAUGCAGACGACACAACAUAGUUCCGCGAUUCAUAUUAGACCAAGUCAAUCGUUUGUUCAAGAAAUAUUCGAAUGCACCGCAAAGUGCCCGCAACCAAGUUGACACAGCGAGGAUCAACCUGAUGCAAACAAUGCUUAACGUAGAAAUCACGAUGUGUCACCGAGAUUUGGAUUAUCUAAAGAAUAAGCUCGAGUCUUUGAGUCAAAGUACCACCGAAGAAACGCUAAGCCUGUCCAAAGACUCGUACGAAAUUGAGUUGAAAAGGUCCAACAAAAUGGUGUACGAGAAAUUCGUGAAGCUACAGCAAACCCAAGAACACACCAAAAACAUUCGAUUCGAUGAAAGUUUCAUCAAAAAUCUGACGAGCCACACAAUUCCAGAGGAGAUGAAGCUAGUGUUGAGUUUGGGCCAGAAAUUUUCAAUCACACCGGAAGAGGAUCCUAUCAUUGAUCUAGCCUCAGAUAUCGAACUGGCCAUCAAGAGAGAAGUUCCACUGAAUGCUCAACGUGCAGCGAGGGGUGAUGCUUUAUAUUCGCUGGCCAAAUUUUCCAAGCAAAACAAAAGGCUCAACCGCAUUGACAAAUUCCUUCAAAAAGCAAUUCGCAAGACCCGAGAGUUCCUACAACAAAAUCCUGGCGUAAUGAUAUCAAACAGUGACAAAGGUAACGUCACCAUCAUCUCCAACAAAGAGGAUUACCAUCGGAAGAUUACUGAACUACUGAGCGAUUUGGAUUCGUUUACUCCAUUGGAAGUUGAUCCAACCAAAAAAGUCACCAAUUUGGUUAACCGUUGUCUGGAUAACUUGUACAAAGCAAACAUCAUGCAAGCGAAGCUUAAAACGAGCCUGAAGUCUUUCAACGCAAUCCAACCAAGAUUAUUCGCUCAAAUUAAAUAUCACAAACCAGGAAAUCCCAUACGUUUAAUCGUCUCCACCAUCAACUCGGCAGCGUACAAAUUAUCGAGGUUUUUGGCCACCAUCCUGCGCAAAUCCUUCAAACCGAAAUAUUCGGUGAAAAACUCACAACAGUUUGUCAAGCUAAUGAAGAACAUCAAAAUCACGGAAGGCAAUAUUCUGGUUUCUUUCGAUGUAGUUAAUUGCUUCGGAAACAUUCCAACGAAACUUGCUUUGGAGCUAAUAGAACGUGACUUCAAGCUCAUCGAAGAGCAUACACCGAUUCCCAAAGAAAAGUUCAUGCAAUUGUUGGAUGUGUGCCUCAACCACGCGAACCAUUUCGUAUAUAACGGAAAACACUACCGGCAAAACAAGGGCAUGUUCAUGGGGUCGUCGCUCGCACCCAUACUGGUCGAAAGAGUAAUCGAAGAGUUUGUAGACAGAGCACUGACAGAUCUCAAACUCAGCCCGGAUUUCUGGUCCACCUACGUCGACGACCACCUCACAUCGGUCCCAAGAGACAAAGUUGAAAUCCUCAAAAACCAAUUGAACUCCUACAAUGAAGACGUCCAGUUCACCGUUGAGUUGGAGGACGAACACACAAAAUCCAUUAAUUUUCUGGAUCUCACGGUCUACAACCAAGCACCGACCCUGAAAACGAACUGGUAUCAUAAGGCCAUUGCGUCCAACCGGAUUCUAAAUUUCCACUCGAAGCAUCCGAAACAAAUGGUAAGGAACGUAGCUAAAGGUUUCCUACGAAGAGUGUUCUCGGUCAGUCACCGGUCCUUCCACAAUGCUAACCUAAAAGUUGCCAAAGGAAUUCUGGAAAAAAACAGCUUUCCGACUGACGUGAUUGACAAACUGGUAAAUGAAGUACAACGACAGUACAAGUACUCGAGUUCGCGUGUGCACGACAAAAAAGACAGCUAUCCGUUCCUUGAUGCCACAAAAAUUGUAAGGAAAAGUGGACCAGCGGCGAGCUCGACAAUGAUUGCACCCAAUGACGUGAGCCUGAAAGAAAUGACCUACACACCAAAGCCAAAAUACCCCAAAAGUGCUCUUGGCUUUGCAGGUGUCACAUACAUUGAUGGUCUGUCCGAUGUACUAAAAAGCCAACUGAAACGACAUGCACCGGAUCUGAAGGUUUCGUUCCGUCCAACAAACAAAGUUUCACAAGUCUUCUCGAACAUGAAGGACAAAUUGGAAAUCGGUCAAAACUCCAAUGUGGUCUAUUCUAUCCGGUGUAAAAUAUGCGGGAAAUCAUACAUAGGUGAGACAUCGCGCCGGCUCUGUGAACGGUGCUCACAACACGCCAAGGACGUUGAAAACAAAGCAAAGAAACCAACUAAGACGGCCCUGGUAGCACACGUAGUGAACACAAAACACGAAUUUGACUUCAGCAACGCAAAAAUCCUCAAAAAAGUCAGAACUCGUGGCCUACUGAAAAUUCAUGAGGCGAACCACAUCAUACUGAACGAAGGUCACACAGUGAACUUCAAGAAGGACGCCAAGCAUGUCUCCCCUGUUUUCUACAAUCUCAUCAAACACAAAAUGAGAGACAAAAAAGUCAAACCUUCGGCGCCAAAUCAGACAGCCUCCGAAGACACCGCACUAAGUGAACGAACCACCGAAUCGGGCGAACAUAUGUUUAGUGUAAUUUGACGUUUCAAUUUUUACGUUCACGCAAGUCAUUCAGCAAUCUGUGAUAACAUAAAAACAAAAACA